CAUAUGGAGUUGCCCACCAUUCAAGCUAUAACAGCUUCAACUCCUCUGGGAAGGGUUUCCACAAGAACUAGGAGUGUGUUAAUGGUCAUUUUCAUCAUUCUUCGAGAAGGCCUGGCUCUCACAAUCUCUGCACUCAUUCAUCACAAUGGUGUUCAGUUGGGUUGAGGUGAAUUGAGUCUAACAGAAGAUGACAUCCAUUUCACAGCAGCUUCGGAACACACUGGAUCGUCUUGACGGAGAUCAACUGAAGAGGUUUAAAUGGCACUUUAAAGAUGAUGGUGUUACUUCAGCGGUAGAUGUGGAGAAGUCAGAAGAUGUCAGUGACACGGUGGAUCUGAUGCUGGCACAUUGUGGACCUAAAGGAGCUGCGAAUGCCACACUGAAGUGUUUAAGGAUCAUAAAACUAAAUGAUUUGGUGGAAGAGUUCGAGAACAAACUAAAAGCACCGGUCCAGGAGAGCAACGCUCAGACUGCAGUCAGUGUUGAUGUUAAAGCUGAAACAGGUUCAUUUGUGGAUGUUCCUGUACUUGCUGGAAACACAAUCACAGGACCAGUAAACAUAUUUGGUUUAAAACCUACAGGAAAUGUUGAAUAUAACUGCACAGAAACGGUAGAGGCGCACACAGAAAAACGAGAAUUUUUAAGGCUGCAGAAGUUCUUGGAAACACACAAAUCCAUCAUGAAGAAGAAAGCAGAACGCAUUUUUGAGGGCAAGAAAGAAAACGAAGCCCAUCUUAAGGACAUAUACACCGAACUGUUCAUCACCGAGGGAGACGUUGAAGACAUCAAUCGAGAACAUGAGAUUAUGAAGAUGGAUGGUGCUUACAAAACCAAGAAAGCACAGGACAGAUCGAUCAAAUGCAAUGACAUAUUCCACUUAUUGAGGGAAAAUAAUGAGAGGAAGAUUGUGCUGACCAAGGGCAUUGCUGGCAUUGGAAAAACAGUCUCUGUACACAAGUUCAUUCUAGACUGGGCCGAAGGAAAAGCCAAUCAGGAUAUACACUGCUUGUUCCUGCUUCCAUUCAGAGAGAUUAACAUGAUUAAAGACAAAAAGCUCAACAUCCACGAGUUUCUUCAGGUAUUUUACCCUGAACUGAAGGACUUGGGGAAUUCAAAGUUAUACACCAAGUGUAAUCUAGCACUCAUAUUUGACGGAUGAGAGUCGACUGUCUUUAAAUUCCGAAAGAGGAA
Molecule: messenger RNA, 1191 nt
Organism: Danio rerio (zebrafish)
Lineage: Eukaryota; Metazoa; Chordata; Actinopteri; Cypriniformes; Danionidae
Source: RefSeq, a predicted model, not a curated record